GAUAAACUUGGAUGAUUUCCAGUUUUGACUAAUUUUGACACAUGCAAGAGUUAAAUCCACUUCAACACUGAAUCCAUCUCUGCACUUCUCUCUUGAUUAAUCGCACUUCGAUUCAUCAAAGAAUCACUUCCAUGGCAUUCAAUCGCGGGUCUAUCUUCCUCCGCCGCGCCGUCGGCAGUGCCAGCCUCCUCCGCGGAAACAGAUAUUCCCCGACGGCACUCGCCUUCCCCGCUUGUUCUCCCUCCCUUUCUACUCCAACCGAUCACAUUGAGGGUGAUUGCAGCAAGAAAACGUUUAGCUCCGAUUCCGCAUCAGCGUAUCAUCUGCAGGGCGGCCCGUCCCACAUGCGCGCGGCCGUGUUUUGGGAACCAAAUAAGCCUUUGACUUUGGAAGAUUUCCACAUACCCCGCCCUAAAGCCAACGAAGUUCUCAUCAAAACCAAAGCGUGUGGAGUCUGCCACUCUGACCUGCAUGUAAUCAAAGGUGAACUUCCUUUCGCAAGUCCUUGUGUUGUGGGGCAUGAGAUAACUGGUGAGGUGGUUGAGCAUGGGCCACUCACUGACAGUAAAAUCGUCGAAAGAUUUCCUGUGGGAGCUCAAGUUGUUGGAGCUUUUAUCAUGCCCUGUGGUAGCUGUGGCUUCUGUUCAAAGGGUCAAGAUGACCUAUGUGAGGCUUUCUUCGCUUACAACCGAGCUAAAGGAACCCUUUAUGAUGGUGAAACACGACUGUUUUUCCGCAGCAGUGGGAAACCAGCAUAUAUGUAUAGCAUGGGAGGUCUAGCGGAAUACUGUGUGAUGCCAGCUCAUGGAUUGGCUGUUCUACCUAAUUCGUUACCUUAUACAGAAUCUGCAAUUUUAGGAUGCGCGGUGUUCACUGCUUAUGGGGCUAUGGCUCAUGCUGCUCAAGUGCGCCCUGGUGAUGCCAUUGCCAUCAUUGGCAUAGGCGGUGUUGGCUCAAGCUGUCUGCAGAUAGCACGAGCAUUUGGAGCUUCAGAGAUUAUUGCAGUUGAUGUCCAAGAUGAGAAACUACAGAAAGCUAAAGCACUUGGAGCUACUCACACAAUAAAUUCACGGAAUGAAGAUGCAGUAAAGAAAAUAAAGGAAAUUACAGGAGGAAUGGGAGUAGAUAUUGCUGUUGAAGCCCUGGGUAGAACUCAGACAUUUGGGCAAUGUGUACAAAGUGUUCGAGAUGGAGGAAAAGCUGUAAUGAUUGGGCUAACACUCUCUGGCGCUAAAGGGGAGGUGGAUAUUAACCAUUUGGUCCGAAGACAGAUAAAAGUAAUCGGAUCAUAUGGAGCCAGAGCAAGACAAGACCUUCCGAAGUUGAUUAAACUUGCAGAAAGUGGAAUUUUCAAUCUCAGGGCAGCUGUCUCAAGGAAAUGCAAAUUUGAAGAGGCGGCGGAGGCUUACAAAGAUCUUGAUAAGGGAAAUAUCACAGGGCGUGCUGUUGUUGAGAUCAUGUAAUAAUCGUGCAGUGAUGGGUGCAACGUAACAAUGAUACUCCUUUUACUUUUGGAUUUUUUUUUUAAAUUGUUGUGAACUUGUUUUUCUCCAGAAGAAUACUCCGUAAUUAAUGCCCUCAAUGCAUGAUUUUUGAGUGAAAUAAAUUAUAAGAAAAUUUUUGAGUGACCUCCAA
Messenger RNA from Ipomoea triloba (trilobed morning glory), 1635 nucleotides. RefSeq names its product alcohol dehydrogenase. Lineage: Eukaryota; Viridiplantae; Streptophyta; Magnoliopsida; Solanales; Convolvulaceae. Gene Ontology annotation, molecular function: oxidoreductase activity. The coding region runs from base 132 to 1463 and encodes 443 amino acids. The transcript has 8 exons. The record is from RefSeq and is a predicted model, not a curated record.